UGGAUGGCCUCAACGAGCCGCCAAAAGUAUGGAACAAAUUAAAGUUGGCCGUGCUUUGGCUCUGGAGCCCGGAGCCAGCUUCAAGACUUGGAGCCGGAGCAGAGUUGGAGCUGGACUGCUGGAGCCGGAGCGGACCUGGAUUCAGGCUCACCAGAGUGCUCCAGAGCCUGGAGCCGGAGCUAAGAUCCUGGAGCUUCUCCACUCUCUCCUACCUUACUUUAAACACUCUGAUAUAAAAAAUAUGUCUUUAUAAAGGAGAAAUUCAAGGCAGAAAGCAUUCCGAGAUGAGUAAAGAAUCUGGGCACUCCAGCUGUAAAGGGCGGCAGUCUGCAGGGUCAGAAUCUCCUCAGCCAUGUCCCGUUCCUGAGAGCCUCACUGUGGAGAAUGUGCAGAGGCUGGAGCGGCAGUAUGAAGCAGAUGGGCGGUACAGCCCAGAAAAGGCUGUGGAGGAGUAUAUCCGGCAGACACACCUGUACUGCACACAGCAGAGAGCCAAGAGUGGGAGGACCGAGCAGCGGGAGAAAGAGGGGAGCCAGGGCAGUGCCAGAGCACAGUCCCUGUCAGGAGCCAUCUCAGUGGGAAUUGAGAAAGCCUCUGAUGGAAGCUGUGAUGCUGCUGUGGGAGGCUAUGGUACAUUGACAGAUGUCAGCGUAGCAAGUGCUUACAAGUUGCAGGUUUCAGACCCAAACCAGAGUGGAGCACCUUCAUCCACCAGUCACAAGAAAAUAACAUCUCCAGGUAGUGGAAGCAAAUGUACAUCUCCAGAGGAUAUUGGGGGCCAGGCACAUGAUAGCAGGGAGUGUGCUGCUGUGUGCUCCAAGACCCAAACUGGCAUGGACUGGAACUGGCAUCAGAAAACAGAGCCUGACGAUGGUAACGUAAUGAAGGAAGAGUCCCAACCUGACUCUACAGAGUUGGAAAUCCAAGAAUUAGAAAAUGAAAUUCAAGGACUAGUUGCCAGCCCCAGCUUCGAGUAUGAAGAUGUUCGAUCUGAAAAGCUGGUAGCAGAUGGCUUAUACCUUUUCCCAGAUGUUGGUCCGCCAAGUGUUCUUGCCUACCAUCCAGAGUCCAAACAACUUCCACCUGGUUAUGAUCCGUCUUAUGCAGAGUCGUCUAUGGGCAGUGAUAUGGAUGUCAGUAUCUGUGAGUUCUGCCAAAUGGAGAUCAAGCCCUUUGUGACGAGGGAGCAGCUUAACACAGACCCCAGUCCAGAACAUCUGUUCUGCUGUGAAAUGUACCACAUGAUGUGGAUGGAAACACUGGAUAAAGAGGAAGCCCUCCAAGCUGCAGCAGUACAGAAGAAGAUCAACAUCCAGCCAUCCCCACCAUUCAAGAGCAAGCAGGAGAAGAUCACAGCCAAGGAGAGAGCCGCGCAAAAAAUGCGGGAAUGGGAGCUAGAGAGAUACAAGAACUCCAGUGUGAACCAGGGCCACUUCUUCUCCUUGGGUCACCAGAUGAAAACCAUUUCCUACCGCCUGUCUGCUAUGAAGUCCCCGGAUCAAGAGGGCAUGUUUCCCACAGCUGAAGAGCAGAGCGACAUCUUUACUAUUGUACCAAGAGGACUGAAAAAGAGACAUCACAGAGUUCUUCAAAAAUUCUAUCCCAGUGGCAAAACUUUUCUCACUAUAUUCCCAGAUGGGACUGGGAACGUCUUUUAUCCAUCGGGUAGGGUUGCUGUUUUGAUCUCUUCUGUGAAUGCAGCUCUCUAUACAUACAUCAUCCAGGAAGACUGUUCCACUAAUCGCAUGCAAGCAGUCUUUACAACCAGGGGUCAGUCGACGUGCUACCAUCCCAACGGGGUAGUCAGGAUGAAUUUGCACAAGUUUGGUGGCUCGAUCUCGGAUGAGAGAGGAACGCACAGGAGGAGCUGGAGUUGGCUGGACUGGAGGCGGCAAAAUCAAGCAGCUCCCUUUAAGCCCCUCUUCCUGUCUCUAAACCCACAGACUAGCAUCCACGUCUUCUCCCAGGAACAAGUUGUUAUGACCUUUGCUGUCAAACAGAACAGCGUGAAGUUUAACAUGGGAACCAGACUAAAGCUGAAAGAUCCUUCAUUGUUACGGAAACCUUCUCUAGAUGUGCAUCGCCAGGAACUCAAAGACAAAACUCUGCAGAUCUACAACCUUCUGGAGAAGAUCCGAAACGCUGUGAAAUACCCACACCGUUCACAUGCCGAGAAGAUCCCAUCCCAGUACAACCUCACUGCUCAGAUUCAGAGACCAGAGGAGAAAGCUGCAAAAAAGCAUAAACUUCAUCCAUCAACUAAAGCCGCCAUAAAACAGAACUGUGCAUGAAUGUACUUCCCAAGACUAAUGACUAUUUUGUAUCUUUGUCCAUUACAUUUCUUCUUGCAAUUGAUAUUUCAAUCCAUUUAUUCAGGGUAAUUUGUUACCUUUCAGCGAUCAUGAGGCAAAUAUUGAGUCCUCAUCACGUUCCACAGGUUUUUACUACCCAGGUAAAGCUCAUAGCGCCACAUGUCCUACUCUGUAUUUUCUUCAUUAUUGUGUUAAUUUUCCAGCAUUUUUUUCAACUAAAUUUGGAUGCCAGUCUAAUAAGACUAUCUGAACUAUAAUUACUUGCAGUACAUUAUACAAUACAUACUCGUAGUUUGCUAUGUUUUGUUUAUAAGGGAUACUCUAUAGAAACACUUACUUGGAGU
Acipenser ruthenus (sterlet) is the source of this 2656-nucleotide messenger RNA. RefSeq names its product glutamate-rich protein 6-like. The record is from RefSeq and is a predicted model, not a curated record. Lineage: Eukaryota; Metazoa; Chordata; Actinopteri; Acipenseriformes; Acipenseridae. The coding region runs from base 285 to 2291 and encodes 668 amino acids. The transcript is spliced from 14 exons.